CAGAACCUGGAACUGUGAACAGCGGGGAUUAGUCCGACGUUUCGGCGCUUACUGUCUCAGCCUAUCGGAGCAAUGUCCCUAGUACUGCAUCUCCUGUGGGCUCUGCUGGUCCAUUUGUCAGGUAUCUUGUCGGCCCCAGUUCUCAAUCAGACACCAAUGUCCGGUCCUGUCUCCGCGGGACAGACCGUCCGCUUAGAAUGUCGGAUGCAGAACGGUAACAUUGCAAGUCAUCACAUGGGCUGGUACCGACAGCUUCCCGGAGUGAGACCAGAGUGGGUGAUCAGACAUGAUUAUGAUGAUGGUUACAUAGCGCGAGGGACAGGGAUCACAGACCGUUUCCAACCGUCCAGAGACACCUCCAGCAAUAGCCACAUCCUGACCAUCAGCAGCUUGGAGUCCCGGGAUUCCGCUGUCUAUUACUGUGCAACCUGGGACAAUGGAGUUAUCUUCGGUCCAGGCACUAUCCUGGAUAUAAAGAGUACCGAAUCCCGGAAGCCCACGGUUCUUCUGCUCCCUCCCUCAACGAAGGAGACCGGUUCAGGUUCUGCUACUCUGUCCUGCCUGGUGAGCGGCUUUAAGCCGGGCUUGGUAUCGGUACGCUGGAGCGUGGAUGGAGUCCAUACCGACAGCGGGGUGGCGACAGGCGCUGUGUCCCCGGACACCGACCAGACUUACAGGUUGAGCAGUUACCUGCGGGUACCGGCCGCUGCCUGGAACAAGGGCUCGAGUUAUUCCUGCAGCGUGAGCCACAGCUCGCUGAGCUCGCCGCUGCGCAACACCAUCUCUUCGUCCGCCUGUGCGCAGUGAGGCAGCUUCGGUUGCCUGCGCAAGCUGAUUGUUUGCUCCUGUUUAAUGCAGUAAAACGCUCACUGGGACUGUGCAGCCGCCUUGUGAAAUGUAAUUGUGUAGUAAAACCCGCUUCUGGGAAUAAACAAAUGUUUAAUAAUUUCAAAAAUGACUGCCUGUCUUUUGCUACGAGUCAUUCUCUGUAGAAUUAUAUUCACUGUGCUCUGUCUGAACUUCCGCUAUAUGUAGAAUGGGGAGAGAACGCCCUUCAGACGGUGCUCGUGUUGUCGUUGGAUCUUGUGUAAUACAGCUCAUAAUAAAGAAACAACUACCUGUGGGUUUACGUGGUCUGUUUUU
Messenger RNA from Mobula hypostoma (lesser devil ray), 1143 nucleotides. Its product is annotated as immunoglobulin lambda-1 light chain-like. Gene Ontology annotation, cellular component: IgG immunoglobulin complex; blood microparticle. Gene Ontology annotation, molecular function: antigen binding. Lineage: Eukaryota; Metazoa; Chordata; Chondrichthyes; Myliobatiformes; Myliobatidae. The record is from RefSeq and is a predicted model, not a curated record. The transcript is spliced from 3 exons. Gene Ontology annotation, biological process: immunoglobulin mediated immune response. Bases 73 to 807 code for a protein of 244 amino acids.